AUGGGUCCACAAGUGGGAAUUCGCCGUCGGCCGCUCGACUUGGAUGCAAUUUUCGGUCACACCAUGAUGAGUUUGACGGGGGAACCAGUCACUCCCACAAAAAUUGCCAUUUUCUACCUGAUUCGCACACUUUUCCACACACACUUCGGAGUUCGAGCAGUUCCGAGCUUGAAACCGUUCAACGCAAAGGAAAAGCAAAAGUACGAAUUUUCCCGCUAGCGGAGCUCUCCAAACUGCACAUUUUCAGAGUCUUCACAAUAGUAUACGGUCUUAUUUUUCUCAAAUCGGAAAUUUCAUACGAUGACUUUCGAAAUUGCGUCAGAAUUCUCCAAAAUGAGCUCGGCCGUUCGAUUUACUACACUUUUGUGUCACAUAUGGAGAAAUUGGCACGCGGAGAGGAGGCACUUGACUUGCUUUUUGAGAAUGCGUUCUACACGAACAGAAGGCCUUUGCACGAGAAAGUUUCAAAGGCGGAUCCGGAUCACGAUGUGAUUGACUUCAUGAGCAACAAGUCCUAUCUGUACAUUUGGAUUAAAAGAGUCAUGAUCCAAUAUUCACGGACUUCGCAAAGAGGUCAAUUCGAGUAUGUUCAGGACCUGCAGAAAUGGCUGACUCUCGGAAAUCAACCUGUUAGGCAAGUUCUUCUUCAGUUAUCUGCCUAUCCCUUUCAUUCGUCCAUUUCAGUCGAUUCGGUCUCGACGUGGUCCUUCCGCUCGAGAUCAACUGCUCCGUUCGGGCCCGCAGUUGGAUCACUGUCCAGCUGAAACUCGUGCAGAUGGCUCCGUCGAAGGCAAUGCCUUAUAAUCAGUUGAUCGAUUGGUGCCGCCUGAUUUUCAAACAUCACCCGGACGUCUACAACGCCCAUCUUCUGGAGUCCGUCGUCCGAAUUCAACAGAAGAAUUCUCCCGGCGCCAUCAAGGCUCUCAAGCUGUUCUUCGAACUGAGCAUGCUCCAAUUGACACAGAACGCCGUCGUCGCAUUGAGAACCGGCCGACUGACGGCUAGAACGAAGCUUUCCCUCAAAUACGGGCCGAUCUUACAGGGAAGAGUGCACAGACUGUUCGGGGAUCACCAAUUCGCUGGAAUACUCUUCGGCGAGGCCAUACAACAAGCCCAACUGGACUCGGAUGACAUGUGCAAUCGUGUGGCCAAUCUGGAAUUGACGACCAACGAGAUUCUGUUGAGCGGACCCAUUCAGGAGAAACCGUACAAGAAACGUAUUUACACCUAGGCUAAAUGAAUGAAACACGCUUCUCAUUAUUCAGAAGACGUGGAAGAUGGUGCUGGUGACCGUAGAGUACUCCAACGGACAAUCCACGUGGCCGCCGAUUUGGACCGUCCGAAUAUUGAGUCAAUGAAGGAAAAUUUUGAAGAAGCGUACGAAAUGCACACUUUCCAACUGUCGGUUUCCAAGUUACUGCUGGCAAUUGAGGAUAUGAUGAAUGGGAAGUACUUGAAGUGCGUCGAAAGUUUGUCUGUACUCUUCAGAACUGAUAAUAAAUGCUCAGAUUUUAUCGCACGGCGGACUAUGUCUCCGUUGGUCUCCAUCGCCUCCGUCUUCUCUUUGAUAGCAACAACAAAGCGAGACAGAUCGAGGAUUACGCGACUGCCAUCAUGAGCAGCGGUCUGAUCCAGAGCGGAAUGUACAAUCAGGCGAAACGAGUGACCCGAACGAUGAUGGUCAACAAUGUCGAGGCGCCGUGCACUCCUCGUCUCGAAACCGAAGCGCACGCUGUCGGCGGAGUCAAUUUCGUGUAUUCUCUGGCCGCCGAGGGCGAUUACGAAAAGGCGUUCAAGGUGCUUGCGAACCUCGAGCAGAUCUUCCCCGAUACUCUCAAUUGGAUGUGCGCUCGUCACGUCAGAAUCUGCUCGGCCAUCGUCAACUUUGAAAAAGAUUUCCUCCUCCAUCGAUACGCUGCCUGCUUUUCCCAUUUGACAAGUCUCGAAACGACGGCCCCGCUGGAAUAUACUCUUCGAAAGGCUUUACUGCUGUCUGCCACCGGAAAACAGGUCGAGGCGGCGCGGAUUCUGAAGGAGUACAAGUGCGGAGGAGUGCGCGGGAAGUUCCGAAUCCACAUGCAACUGGCGACGAUCCACACUGCUCACGGCCGGUUCGACACUUCCGUCGGGCAUCUGGAGGAGGCCGCAAAGAUCGCAGUGGGCACCUCGUUCCGGGAUGCGAACAUGCUCGUGACGCGGAGAGUCGGCAGUAUGCUGCUCGCCAAGCGCGUUCCAAUCGAUGCAUAUCAGGCACUCGUAGUUCUGAAUACCAAAGUGGAAAACUUUGGAUCGUUCAUCGAAAAGGCCAUUUAUUACGCACUUAUGGCGAGAAGUCGACGCGAACUGGGCCGAGGUAAUCAAUGAAACAUUCCUUCGGCUGUCUACGUCUCUUCUCUGUUUGCAGACCCCCGUUCCGAACUGAAAAAGUGUAAAUCGCUCAUUUCUGGAGGAAAAUGGCCGGCGAUGGAAAAACUCAUUUUGACGGAGCUCGCGCACAUCCACUCGCCCGAAGGACUGUUCCCCGAUGAACAAAAGUUGGCGUGGGCGAAGGAGCGGUUCGGAAGGAUCGAGACGGAUUAUCCCGGGCCUUGCACGUGGCUGUUCAUCUGA
Molecule: messenger RNA, 2610 nt
Organism: Caenorhabditis sp. 36 PRJEB53466
Lineage: Eukaryota; Metazoa; Nematoda; Chromadorea; Rhabditida; Rhabditidae
Source: the annotation of a GenBank genome assembly